AUGGGUGUGGACGGUGCAAUUGGAGACGAAGGGGUCAGGAGAAAAGGAUGUUCAUGCACAAAAGACGAUUUUCUACCUGAGGAGUCGUUUAGGAGCUGGGACAACUAUGUCCAAGCGCUCUGGGAAACUCCCACUCGGUUCAUGGACCGGAUGCUCACCCGAUCACUUGACUCAACAGAGCUCCAGGAAAUCAAGGCUCGGAGCCAACAUGAGAUGAAGAAGAACCUCUCCUGGUGGGACCUCAUUUGGUUCGGUAUCGGUGCCGUCAUAGGCGCCGGCAUUUUCGUUCUUACCGGACUCCAAGCCAAAGAAGUCGCAGGCCCCGCUGUGGUUUUAUCUUACAUGGUGUCCGGUGUCUCCGCCAUGCUUUCCGUGUUUUGCUAUACUGAGUUUGCUGUUGAAAUUCCUGUUGCAGGUGGCUCGUUUGCCUACCUUAGAGUGGAGUUAGGUGACUUCGUGGCCUUCAUUGCUGCUGGUAACAUUCUCCUGGAGUAUGUUAUUGGGGGGGCUGCAGUGGCCCGGUCGUGGACUUCCUACUUUGCCACCCUCUGUAAUCACCAACCUGAUGAUUUUCGCAUCGUAGUCCACAGCAUGCCCGAGGACUAUGGCCAUCUUGAUCCUAUUGCCGUUGUUGUCGUGUCCAUCAUCUGCGUCCUUGCUGUCCUCAGCACCAAGGGCUCAUCACGCUUCAAUUACAUUGCUUCCAUCAUCCAUGCUGUCGUUAUUCUCUUCAUAAUCGUUGCUGGCUUUUCAAAAGCGGACACCAAAAACUACAGCAAUUUUGCUCCCUUUGGUAUUCGUGGUAUUUUCAAGUCUUCGGCUGUGCUUUUCUUUGCAUAUGUUGGUUUUGAUGCUGUUGCAACAAUGGCCGAAGAGACUAAAAACCCUGGUCGUGAUAUCCCUAUUGGUCUUGUUGGCUCGAUGGUAAUAACCACUGCUGCAUAUUGUUUGCUUGCUGUAGCAUUGUGCCUAAUGCAACCAUUCCAGCAGAUUGAUAAGGAUGCCCCAUUUUCAGUAGCAUUUCAAGCUGUGGGGAUGUCAUGGGCUAAGUACAUUGUUGCUGCUGGUGCAUUGAAAGGCAUGACAACCGUUUUGCUCGUCAGUGCCGUUGGUCAAGCACGAUAUCUCACACAUAUUGCGCGAACCCACAUGAUGCCACCAUGGCUAGCACAAGUCCAUCCAAAGACUGGGACGCCAAUAAAUGCCACCAUUAUCAUGCUUACUGCAACAGCAGUUAUUGGCUUCUUUACAGAUCUUGGGGUUCUUGCCGAUCUUCUAUCCAUAUCAACAUUAUUCAUCUUCAUGCUUGUGGCUCUUGCUCUUCUUGUUCGCCGUUAUUAUGCAAGUGGUGAGACAACAACAGCUGACCGUAACAAACUAAUCACUUGCAUUUUGCUUAUUCUUGGGUCUUCAAUUGCAACAGCUACUUAUUGGGGUCUAAGUGACGACAAUGAUUGGAUUGCUUAUGUGAUUACAGUGCCAAUUUGGUUCUUAGCUACUCUGGGACUCCGUGUUUUCGUUCCGCAUGCUAGGAAUCCAAAACUAUGGGGUGUCCCAUUGGUACCAUGGCUGCCAUCGGCUUCCAUUGCAAUUAACAUUUUCCUGCUGGGGUCAAUAGAUGGGGCAUCCUUUACAAGGUUUGGUAUAUGGACUGUUGUGCUGUUGUUUUACUAUUUCUUCUUCGGAUUACAUGCAUCUUAUGAUACGGCUAAGGAAUCAAGAGAAAAUAAGAUUGGAGAUGGCUGGAAGAAAGUUGAAGAAGGUGUUGUGUCUUCAGAUGCCAAGUGAACUAGCAAUUCUUCUACAAAUUCUAGUAAGAGUACUGUUCGU
Durio zibethinus is the source of this 1830-nucleotide messenger RNA. Lineage: Eukaryota; Viridiplantae; Streptophyta; Magnoliopsida; Malvales; Malvaceae. The record is from RefSeq and is a predicted model, not a curated record.